UUUUGAUACACUGCUUCAGACAGUAGGACCGAAUAUAACAAAACAAGAUACGACAUGGAGGAAGUGUAUACCACCUGAGGAGCGCUUAUCAGUGACUUUGAGAUACCUUGCGACUGGAAAUAGCUUUCGCUCAUUACACUACGAAUAUCUACUGGGGGCCACUACAAUCAGAGAAAUUGUGAAGGAUACAUGCGAGCAGUUGUGGCAAUGUCUAAAGCCUAUUCAUAUGGCAGAAAAAACUGAAGAUGAUUGGAAGAUUAUUGCCAAACAGUUUUUAGACAGAACUGACUUUCCAAAUUGCAUUGGUGCUGUGGAUGGGAAACAUGUGAGACUGAAGAAGCCUGCUGACAGUGACUCAGAGUUUUAUAAUUACAAAAAUUAUUUUUCGACAAUACUUUUGGCCGUAGUGGACGCUGACUAUUGUUUCACUGUGAUAGACGUGGGCUCGUACGGAGCCAAUGGGGAUUCUAAUGUGUUCAAGAAAUCCAACUUCUAUCAAAAACUGAAAUCUAAUCAGUUAAACAUUCGAAAUCCUCAAAAAUUACCACAAGACGAGGAAGGAGAGCCUCAACCUUUUAAUUUUGUAGGAGAUGAAGCAUUUGCACUGUCUAGACAUAUUCUGCGGCCGUACUCGAGGAAAAACCUGACAAUGAAACAGCGUGUUUUUAAUUAUAGACAUUGUCGUGCUCGUAGAAUGGUGGAAUGUACUUUGGGGAUUUUGGCUAACAAAUGGAGAAUAUUUCAUCGACCUAUGGAUGUGGAUGUUGGUUUUUCAGACAUAAUCAUAAAAGCAUGUUGUAUUCUGCAUAAUUUCGUAAGACGAAAUGACGGUGUACGAACUGAGGACGAGUCGUACGAAUGCCUUCUGAAAGCCUGUGAGCCUGUAGGAAUAAGAGCUGAUUCGUGUGGUAUGCAGAUACGGGAUUAUUUUGCAAACUACUUUGUGACUCCACAAGGAUCAGUAUCUUGGCAAUAUGAAAAAAUUUAAAUUGUUGUA
Schistocerca serialis cubense is the source of this 997-nucleotide messenger RNA. RefSeq lists its product as uncharacterized. The record is from RefSeq and is a predicted model, not a curated record. Lineage: Eukaryota; Metazoa; Arthropoda; Insecta; Orthoptera; Acrididae. The coding region runs from base 227 to 988 and encodes 253 amino acids. The transcript is spliced from 2 exons.